AUGAAAGUCGAAUCAUUUGAACAACAAUUAAAAUCAAUGCAAGGAAAUUCGAUUGGGGAAGAAAAAUUUGCUAAUCGUGAAAAAAAUAUUGGUGAUGAAGAAUUUACUGAUGUUGCUAGUAAUAAUCCAUCAUGUUUCCUUCCUUCAAAUAAUAAUACUGAAGUUCAUACAAUAUUUCUAUGCGAUGGUUGGAGAAAAAUAUUAUGUCGUUGUGUUCAAUGUUCUAAAUUAUAUGAUGAAUUAAAUUUAACAUCAAUAUUUGAUGAUGAUGAUGCUAUACAAAUAUAUGAAAAACAAGCAUUAGCUAAAAGUGAAAAUCUUGAUGCUGAUAAAAUUAUAGCUGAUUCAUUAGCAAAUCUUUGUUAUGUACGAAAACUUGAAGUUUCACAUGAUAUUAAUGAAUUUAAAAAAUCUCUUGGUGAUUUUCUUCGUGAAAAAGCUAAUACUGAUGAUGUAUUAACAGCUGAAGAUGUGACAACAUUUUUUACUAAUUUAAAAGAAAAACGUAAAGAGAACAACAACGAACAACGUUCAUAUCUUCUGAUAAUUGUAAAUUCUAAAAGGCUUAUUUUUAUUGAUAUAUUAGAAAUAAAUAUGAAAGUAUUUUGA
This is a messenger RNA of Rotaria sp. Silwood2, 609 nucleotides long. NCBI's taxonomy places the organism in Eukaryota, Metazoa, Rotifera, Eurotatoria, Philodinida, Philodinidae. The record is from the annotation of a GenBank genome assembly.